Molecule: messenger RNA, 696 nt
Organism: Entamoeba invadens IP1
Lineage: Eukaryota; Evosea; Mastigamoebida; Endamoebidae
Exons: 1
Coding region: 1-696 (231 amino acids)
Source: RefSeq, a predicted model, not a curated record
AUGUCACCUGCACCUUGUAAAGACUUUGAACAUAUGUAUGAGAAAUAUGGGAUAUCAGUCGACAUGUUUGAUGUUAUUAUUCACAAUGCUACGAAUCAAGGAGACUCUGCUACACGAAGAAUGUUUGCAUGGAGAGAAUGGUUAUACCCACGUCGUCAUUUAUAUGACAGAGUGUUCAUUUCAGACCUCCGGGACAUUUUCAUAUUUGGAGAUAUCUUCGCCACAUUCUCUCAAAACGAUUUUAUCGUUCAAAUUGAGUGUUUGAAUAACAACACCAACUGCUUUACGUUUAAAAGGAAGACGGACUACACUUGGAUGUACAAAACAAUAGGAAAAGAAGUGGCUGAUUCAUAUCGAAAAAACAGUUCAAAAAUAAGUAACAUGGGUACUAUUUUAGGGGGAACUGAUAAAGUGUUAAAUUAUUUACAGACAUUCAUUGAAAAUACUGAUUUUGAAAAAUGGAAGAUAUGGGGCUAUGACCAGUCAUUACACAACUGGUUGAUAUACACAAGAAAACUGGACUAUUUAAAUCCGGUUUUUGAAAGUUGUACUCAAAGAAUGUGUUAUGAAGAACGAGCAACUUUUGUAUAUAACAAUAUUACGAAAAUGGUUUAUAACAAAAAUACAAAAUGUUCGCCUGUUGUAAGACACAAAAUAUUUUAUAAAAGUAAUUACUACCAAUUCUCUAAAAAUUGA